CUCUUUCCCAACCCACAUUGUUCCUGGUCUUUGUCACUGCUUGUUCUGAGCCUUAGAUCUCAAUUCAAAGUUCUUGGUCUUUCGAAUGGCGAGUUCGGGGUCUUGGUCUUUGGCUUUGAGGUUUGCUUGCAGGUUAUAUGUUAUUCUGGCCCUUGUCUUGGAUAGCAAGAUUUCGGUUGUGGCUGAUGAUGACAGUAAUGUUCCGGGAGUCAAUAGUGCCGGUGUGGGUGGCGGAGCAUCAGAGCUUUGUGAUAAUGAGCUGGGUAGUUUUAUGCCACCACCAUAUGGUAAUUUAUCAGAAAUAGUCUGUAGGCCUGUUUGGAACACUUUUGUUUUGAGGUACUCUCAGACUGAAGAUCAUGUCAUGAACAUUAUAUUGUCUGCUGUAUACACCACUGGAUGGGUAGGAUUGGGAUUUUCCAAAGAUGGCAUGAUGGUUGGUUCAAGUGCCAUGGUGGGAUGGGUUAACAGAAAAGGUCAAGCAAGAAUUAAGCAAUACUUUUUGCAGGGUUCAAAGGUGUCACAAGUCAUACCAGACAAAGGUGAAUUGCCACUCACCGGCAUCCCUGCUUCCCUUGUGCUUCAUGGCCCCAGAAUUUACCUGGCAUUUCAGUUGAAAUUCCCGACUCAUCUCGCCCGGCAGCCAAUUAUCUUGGCUAUCGGAAGCGGUUACCCUAAGCACCACCACCUAACCAAGCACAACGAUAAAACAACCAUCCUGUUCGAUUUCUCUGCAGGUUCUGCAUCUGAGGCACCUACAAACUUUGGGCAGAUGAAGAAGAACCAUGGAAUAUUGGCUAUAUUUGGAUGGGGUCUAAUAAUUCCUGUUGGGGCAAUUGUCCCAAGAUACUUCAAGCACAAGGACCCUUUGUGGUACUAUCUCCAUGCACUUAUUCAAUUUGUUGGGUUUGUCAUUGGGCUGGCAGCUGUGGUACUAGGGCAACAACUCUACACCAAAAUAGGAGCCAACUUCCCAACACAUAGAGCCAUAGGGAUCUUUGUUCUUGUGCUUAGUAUCCUUCAGAUACUGGCAUUUUUUCUAAGACCCAACAAGGAUGCCAAGAUUAGAAAGUACUGGAAUUGGUACCACCACUGGCUUGGAAGGUUUGCAGUCUUCUUUGCAACUGUGAACAUACUUCUGGGGAUCAAAAUUGGAGCUGCAGGAAAUGAUUGGAAGAUAGGCUACGGGUUUCUUCUCGGUGUGAUUCUGCUCUCAGUCAUUGUUUUAGAAGCAUUGGCAAGGAUGAGGAGAACAGAGAAGGAUGCUUUGCCUUCAAACUUCCAAAUGAAUCCAGUUCAAUAGGCAGCAGCAACACCAUUCAAGUAUCCUCUAAGAGGAUGAGAUAUGAUUCCAGGCUUGGCAUCUUAGGCAAAUAUUGUAAGAAAUACAUGGACUUCAGCAAUAUAUAAAAGAGGUCAAACCAAACUGAGUUGAA
This is a messenger RNA of Prunus avium (sweet cherry), 1436 nucleotides long. RefSeq names its product Cytochrome b561/ferric reductase transmembrane with DOMON related domain-containing protein. NCBI's taxonomy places the organism in Eukaryota, Viridiplantae, Streptophyta, Magnoliopsida, Rosales, Rosaceae. The record is from RefSeq and is a predicted model, not a curated record.